Auxenochlorella protothecoides is the source of this 288-nucleotide messenger RNA. RefSeq lists its product as hypothetical. Lineage: Eukaryota; Viridiplantae; Chlorophyta; Trebouxiophyceae; Chlorellales; Chlorellaceae. The record is from RefSeq and is a predicted model, not a curated record. Bases 1 to 288 code for a protein of 95 amino acids. The transcript has a single exon.
AUGCGCGGUGUGCCCCCGCUACUCGAACCCUUGGAGGGCCCCUUCACCACGGCCGACAUAUUGGUUGCCGUUAAGGCCACAGUCCACGGUACCUACUACAAUAAGCCUGUGGCGCAGGCAACCAUUCCUCCGGAGCGCGCGGAUGACUUCCUGCAAGACGAGGGCCGCAUGUUCAAUCCCCCCCCCCCCCCUCCCUCAAGCCCCCUUUCCCAGAGGGGCCCAACCCACAAGACAGCCAGCACAGAGGUGCGCCUGUCGCGGGUUGCGUGGAUCGUCCCCACCUUGUGA